Molecule: messenger RNA, 6097 nt
Organism: Cygnus atratus (black swan)
Lineage: Eukaryota; Metazoa; Chordata; Aves; Anseriformes; Anatidae
Gene: ETS1
Product: ETS proto-oncogene 1, transcription factor
Exons: 8
Coding region: 207-1532 (441 amino acids)
Biological process (GO): cell differentiation; regulation of transcription by RNA polymerase II
Cellular component (GO): nucleus
Molecular function (GO): DNA-binding transcription factor activity, RNA polymerase II-specific; sequence-specific DNA binding
Source: RefSeq, a predicted model, not a curated record
GAGCGGCGAGGAGCGGAGCGGAGGAGAGGGGAGAGAGGGGAGCGAAGGCGCAAGGCGAAGGAGGAGGAAGAGGAGGAGGAGGAGGGCGAGGAGGAGGGAGGAGGAGGAGGAAGCAGGCGCCCGGGCGCCCCGCUCCGCGCACGGCGGGGCGCAGCAGCCGCCCCCCGCUCCCGCUCCCGGUCCCGGUCCCAGCCCCGGCCCCAGCCAUGAAGGCGGCGGUGGACCUGAAGCCCACCCUGACCAUCAUCAAGACGGAGAAGGUGGACAUCGAGCUCUUCCCGUCCGCCGAUAUGGAAUGUGCAGAUGUGCCUUUGUUAACCCCCAGCAGCAAAGAAAUGAUGUCUCAGGCAUUGAAAGCCACCUUCAGCGGCUUUGCGAAAGAGCAGCAGCGGCUGGGAAUCCCCAAAGAUCCCCAGCAGUGGACGGAGACGCACGUGCGGGACUGGGUGAUGUGGGCAGUGAAUGAGUUCAGCCUGAAGGGAGUGGAUUUCCAGAAGUUUUGCAUGAAUGGUGCUGCCCUCUGUGCCCUGGGCAAGGAGUGCUUCCUGGAGCUAGCGCCUGACUUUGUGGGAGAUAUCCUUUGGGAACAUCUGGAGAUCUUGCAGAAAGAAGAGAUAAAACCGUAUCCCGCAAACGGAGUGAAUGCAGCAUAUCCAGAAUCCCGCUAUACUUCAGACUACUUCAUUAGUUAUGGCAUCGAGCAUGCACAGUGCGUGCCUCCCUCCGAGUUCUCCGAGCCCAGCUUCAUCACAGAGUCCUACCAGACCCUCCAUCCCAUCAGCUCGGAAGAGCUUCUGUCCCUCAAGUACGAGAACGAUUACUCCUCAGUCAUCCUGCGUGACCCCGUCCAGACGGACUCCCUGCAGACAGACUACUUCACGAUCAAGCAAGAAGUGGUAACGCCAGAUAACAUGUGCAUGGGGCGUGCCAGUCGAGGUAAAUUGGGCGGCCAGGACUCCUUUGAGAGCAUAGAGAGCUACGACAGCUGCGACCGCCUGACGCAGUCCUGGAGCAGCCAGUCCUCCUUCCAGAGCCUGCAGCGCGUCCCCUCCUACGACAGCUUUGACUCGGAGGACUACCCCGCCGCCCUGCCCAACCACAAGCCCAAGGGCACCUUCAAGGACUAUGUUCGAGAUCGGGCCGAUAUGAACAAGGACAAGCCUGUCAUUCCUGCUGCUGCCCUCGCUGGCUACACAGGCAGCGGACCCAUCCAACUGUGGCAAUUCCUGCUGGAACUGCUCACUGACAAGUCCUGUCAGUCCUUCAUCAGCUGGACGGGCGAUGGCUGGGAGUUCAAGCUUUCCGAUCCAGAUGAGGUGGCCAGGCGAUGGGGCAAGAGGAAAAACAAGCCCAAGAUGAACUACGAGAAGCUGAGCCGUGGCCUGCGCUACUACUACGACAAGAACAUCAUCCACAAGACGGCCGGGAAGCGCUACGUCUACCGCUUCGUCUGCGACCUGCAGAGCCUGCUGGGCUACACGCCGGAGGAGCUCCACACCAUGCUGGACGUCAAGCCGGAUGCCGACGAGUGAAGGCAGCCGGCUGGGGUGGCCGAUGGCCUCGUGUCAUUCUGGAGAGUUGAUGGGACUUAUCUUUUUUAUUUUUUUUCCUUUUUUUUUCGUUAUUUGUUUUUUUAAGAGCAACUCAGAUCUGAUGCUUUGAGGAUGUUGGGAGAGAGGGUGGCGGAAGAGUCAAACUUUCCGUCAAAACCUAAAAAGUUUGGUUUGGAGAAGGAUGGGCCUUUUUUUCUGAAAGCUCCAAGACAGGCUUUUUUGGGGUGAAAUUCUGAGUUUUAAGAAAGCCAGAAAAAUGUAGCUCACUUUAAAAAAAAAAGAAAAAAAAAUCCUCCCCGUCCCUUGCUGUUUAGAAAACCUAUUAACAAACGGAUCCCUUCGGUUAUUGUGCUGUUGGCACAACAAACUGACAGUUCAGGAAAUGACAGUAUUCCUAAGGAUUUGAGGAUUUUAAACUUUUUCGGGGGGGAGGGAAAACAAAAGUGGGUGAAACUUCCUGCUUUGGGGAGGGGCAAUAUAGGAAAAAAAACAAGAACUCAUUGUUGUUCUUGUUACAUCGCCUUUCUGUCGAUUGUCUUCUUUUAUACAAAAGGCAGAAUUUUUGCUAGGAGGGAUCAAGACUUUUUUUUUUUAAUCUGUUAAAGUUUUAUUUUAUUAAAUUUUGUGCCAGUAUUUUUUUUAAAUAGUCUUAAGCUCUAAGAUGGUCUCAGUAUUGCAAUAUUGUGUGUGUUUGUUUCUGUUAUGCCAGCAGAGAGUUUUAUCACAGUGAGGAAAAAAAAAAAAAGAAAGAAGUUUAUGUAGACCCCACUGGAGAAGUGUAGCGCUACGACUCGUGAUCUCUGAAUCGUAUGUGAAGGAAAAUGAACUCCAAACUGGCUCCUGGGGAUGCUGGCUGGGUGUGCCGCUCUUGCUUUGAGUCCCACGCGCUUUGCUCCGCCAUUUGCUGAUAAAGCUGGUUGAAAUUUCCGACAGCGCUUUGUUGUUGUUGCUGUUAAAAAUAGGUCUUUUUUUCUUACAGCUGCGUUUUGUGCACAAAGCGGCUUUCCAAAACGUACCGAGAUGUGCAGCGAAAAUGGCUUUCACGUUUUCCAGGGAGCGUUUUCGCUCAAGGAACACUCUGGUGCUUUCGAGAACUUUUUCAUUUUUGGGGGGUCACGGGAGAGAAAUUCUCAUAUUUUGAAUGUGGUAACUGAAAAACAUACAAAUCGAUGAGGGGAAAAAAUUCGUAAAACAUUGAAAAAACCAAAAGGAAGUGUUUGUUCCUUCCUGUUUUGACCAGCUCUACCUUUAUGGCUAUAUGUCUUAACCAGCCGGGCACAUGCAGAAAGGAAAUUGGCCUUGCAAAUGGGUCCUUUACUGCCCUUUGUAAGGCUGAUCCCGAAAAGCGUGUCAGGGUGUGAUUAACAUGAAGCAUAUGACUGUUGUCUCUGGGGUAAACGAGACGCCUCAUGUGCCUGCCCGUGCACAAGACCGAUGCAGGAUCAGUCCCGGGGGGAGCUGCUCCUCCUGUCCUCUGAGCCUUCUGCAGCUGCUUUGCCUGCAGAGCAGCAACUCCUGCUUCAUCGAGCAGUCCCUGGGAUGCUCUGAGCAAACCGAGGCUGAUGCCAGGGCUGGGCUCGAGGUGACAGAGGACAGGGCAGUGAAAGUUAAAAUACCUAGAUAUGACCCCACAGCCGGACCCGUGUGGAUCCGGCUGCAGAAUCGGGGCUUUUGCCCUGGAGAGCUGUUGGGCAUUUUGUUUUUAAAGACAGUAUUAUGCAUUUGAACCAAAAGUACCUUUUUUUGUGUGUUGUUUGUCUGUCCAUCUGUGUGUUUUAGGUAGCUGCGUUAACACAGAGGCACUGUGAGACAGCGGCGCGGGGGCGAGGCAGGGAGAGGCUUUCCGGAGAUGCUCGGCAGGCGAGGGUGGGCAGGAUGGUGCAGGGGGGAAGAAGCCGGGGGCUUAGGUAAGGGAGGCUGUGGGGUAUGCUCACGGGGCUGGGGCUGCACACCGUCCCGCUGAGCGUACGAAAAAGUAGUGGGGUGGAUGGAAAGGAAGGAAAAGGGGACAGGAGGAAGGUGAAAGAAGCACCAAAGGAGGGAUGAGACGCUGCCUGCUGGGAGGUAAAACUUAGCUGGUUUCCUUGGGCAGAUGGAAGGGAGCAGCUCGGAGCUGGAGAGAGGAAAAACGUAGAUAAUGGGGAGCUGCAGCGAGGCGCCAGGGCUUUACCUGGCAGGGACCAGCUCACCAAGGAGCGGGCACGGUGCAAUGGCACAGAAACAUGCAGCAGACAGGGAGCACAAGGGCACCCCAACAGGGCACACCGUCUGGGUGGGGUUUUCAGCAGCCAGCAGUUUCUGUAGGCUUUCGGUUGCUGUCUUGCAUGCAGCUGCCAAGUGCCCUUAGCUCUCCCUUCAAGGGCCGCUUCCAGCAUGGCUUUGAAAGUCGCUCCUUCUGCCCUUAGAAGUCCUGCCUGUGGCACCACGCCGUGCCCUGGGCAGUGCCUCCUGCCGUGCUUGGCCCAUCAGGUGCUCGGCUGCAGCUGAAGUGCCUUCUUCGAGCAGAAAACAGGGAUGACAUUUCACUCGGAAGGAAACGGGAGUUUCCCAUCGUUCUGCCAGGUGAAAUCCCUCGUCUGCUCUGCUGUGCUGAUUUUUUGAAGGUUUCCAAAAUGGACCUGUUUCACCGACCACAAGAGUCCAUGCCCAGGGAUCUCGGGAAGACUGAUGAAAGGUUAGAAAGGGCAGAUCAUGGAGAAUGGCUCUGUUUUCUGGAAGUAGACCCUAGCCAGAGCUUCCUCACCGUUUCUUAUGGCCGUUUGCCACCCCAGAUUGCAGCCUGUGCGCGAGUGCAGCAGCAAAGGGGCAGUGUCGUCCUAGGGACAUCCUUUAGCCAGGUUCACAAUUCACUAUUUUCCUCUACUUUUUGUUCCCAUUCUAGAGACCAUCCCAGAGAGGGCUGUGUGCUGUUUUUAUACACUGGAAAUUUGCAGAUUUGUUUGUUUUUGUUUUUGUUUCUUUUUAUUUUCUCCCGCUUUUUAAUUGCAUGCUGACUGGUGGAGAGGGAUGUGUGAACCAGAUGUGCUGGAACCCAAACCCUCUCUGACCUCCUCUUCUUCGAGGCCACGAAAAUUUGGUUAACCCAUGCACAUGCUGAACCAGAAAGAUGGGUUUGAGCAGGACGAGAGAUCUGCCAGGGACGGGGCUCGCUCCUGUGCUGGUUUCUCUGCGUGGGGCUGAGCUUCGCCCUCGGCAGAUACCUGUGGCACUUGGCAGUCGGUAAUUGUGUCCUGGUGUGGAACCUCUCCAGUGCAUUGGUGGCUUUGGGUAUUUCCCGUGUCCUGCUCGUGACCUGCUGUUCUCGGUGUCUGACCCCCGCAGGGCACGUCCCCCUCUGUCCCCCUCUGUCCCCUUUGUCCCCUGGCAGAGCCUGAGCCCAGCCCUGGGGGCGCAGCUCUUGCGAGCAGCCUCCCCGGGGCUCGGGAGGCAGUACCCGGCCCUGCUGGGACCCUCCUUUCCCAAUUGGCUUUUUAAGGUGCGUUUCCCAGAGAACGGGUCAUUUCCAACAUCAGGGGAAAGGGACCUCAAUAAAAGGUGGAAAAAAAGCAAGCAGAUCAAAAAGCAAGCAGAUCUAUCUGCUGCUUGUCCCUCUCCAUUCCAUCCCCAUGUACGAUGGCCAGAACCCGGUGAGUGUGCACGUGUAGAUCCAUUUAUUUACACACUACGACCACCCAGCUCCAGGGGCGAUCAUUCAGCGCGAGAUCGCUCUGGAGAAAUGCCCGACAGGGCAAGAAUAAAGAUAUUUUAAGAUUUAACCUCCACACCUAUUCCCAAAGCGCCACCUACUCCAAAAAACGGUCCUGGUAAGCACCAAAAAAUUCAGAUGCCGCAGGAAGCGUCUCCACCUCCUGCCUAUUUCUCUUCUGGAGGGGUUUUCUGUGAGGCUUUGGCGCUUGGUUGCUUUUUCGUCAUAAAUGUCGCAAAUUUUGGAUUCCUUGGCGUGCUCUGCUCUCUGGUAGGGUCUAUAUAACAUCCGUGAGCUGUUGUCUACAUUCCAAAGAGGUUUAAAUAAAUGAUAAAUCUAUGUAUACGUAUAUGUUAUAAUGGAAUAUCUCCAGGAAUUAACUGCCUCAGUUAAAAAAAAAAAAAGUUUUUUUUUGUUCUGUUUUGUUUUUACACAUGGGAUUUUUUUUAAGCUGAUAAACAUAGAAGAAGAAAAAAAGAGAUUGUUAUAUUGUGCUGUUCGACUAUUUUCCAACUUGUAUUUUCAUAUAAUUUAUAUUUUUUAAAAGUGGAAAAAAAUUUUAAAAGCAAGAUUAAAAAAAAAAAGGAAAAAGCAGGUGCUUUUUAAAAAAACUGAGCUGAGGUAGCUUAGAGAUGUAGCGAUGUGUGUGUGUGUCCGUGUGUUGUGUUGUUUUUUUUUUUUUUUUUAAAGGAUACAAAAAAAGUCCCUCCUACAUUGAAUACUUAAAGAAGGAGGGGAUUGGUUUUGUUUUAAUUGCUGAUGCUGGCACAUCAUUUUGCUGGAGAGUUUUUUAUAUACUGUAGCCUUAUUUCAUAUCGUAUUUUAAACCAUGUGAAAUUAAAAGAAGAAUAAUUCAUAA